Messenger RNA from Sycon ciliatum, 5687 nucleotides. Its product is annotated as kinase suppressor of Ras 1-like. The transcript has 19 exons. Gene Ontology annotation, molecular function: protein tyrosine kinase activity; ATP binding. Gene Ontology annotation, cellular component: cytoplasm. The record is from RefSeq and is a predicted model, not a curated record. Bases 493 to 3411 code for a protein of 972 amino acids. NCBI's taxonomy places the organism in Eukaryota, Metazoa, Porifera, Calcarea, Leucosolenida, Sycettidae. Gene Ontology annotation, biological process: protein phosphorylation; Ras protein signal transduction.
ACACUUGACGCUGUGACUGGGCUAGCUGUACAGUGUAUUGUACGAGCUGGGAGUACGUAGAUCUACCCGGUCAACUCUGGUACACUGUACUAACUUGCACGAUGGCAUGGGCCAGCAACUCUGCAGAUCCAGGAGCUGUUGUGUGUUCGUUCAAACUCUACCUUCUAAGUGAGAACUGUGGCACUACAACAAUUUCGUGCCUUCCCGUGGCUUCACGAGUUUGUUUAGAGGCUGUUAUUGUGGUGCUGAGUCUUGUGUACUGUAGUGCUGUUCCUCGUCACCUUUCCAGUGCCUGCACGGAUUUUAAUCUUGUCGUUUGCCAGCACUGAACUGCAGUUUUGUGGUGUGUUGUUCGUCAAUACGGUAGCUGUUGGGACCCAAAGUGCUGCUGUUUGUUGUAGGAUUGGCAAGGAUAGUUUCAGUACCCCGAGGACAUACUGCCGCCGAGAGGAGACGGGGCUCUGAGGCAAUGGAGUACGAGAUCGCAUAUUUAUGAGAAUGAACUCCAAGCCGAUUCCAGCAAUGGUGGCUGAGGAUGAGGAAGAGAAGAAUUGGAGUAGCGAUGAUGAAGUUAAAAAGCAGUUCGAUUCGUUACAGAGGGUUAUCACCAUUUCUUACGAUAACUUGAAUCGGCUGCGCCAUGAGACGGCGUCAACUUUCGUUCGCGAGGAGAUCAAGACCUUAGAGGGCAAACUCGUGCGCCUCUUCUACAGGCAGAUGGCCCUGCAUGAAGGUGUUUUGGAGCCUCACAUGGAUCUAUGGCUAAGAGUCGUAGGGCUAACAGAACCCACCAUUGAGGGUCUGCUUGAUCGUAAGAUGAAGCUAGGCGACAGCGUUGAGCAUAUUGAAUCGGUCAAAGCUGCCAUGAAGCAGCUAAAGGCGAGCGAUGAAGAUGUGCGACGCCUGUGCAUUGCACUGCACAACAUUCGUAUAUACAAAGAGCGUUGUCAGUCCUGUGAAAGUGGUAAGCAGGCACAAUGGCAAGAUCUGCACUGGGAGAACUGGAGCACGUCAACAAAGAACCAUGGAAGCAGCAUUAGCAGCAGUGGCACUAUCAACUCCAGCUAUUUCCACUGCCCAGAUAGCGGCUUCAGCUUCCGGCACUCUUCAGAAGGUACUGGUGCAACGGCACAUCGGCCCAACGUUCAGUCAUAUUCGGAAACACCACCUUACCGACACAUGUCAGAUGGCGGUGUGCCGCCAUCAUGCUUGUAUCGCAGGCGCUCCACGGACAGUGGUGGCUGUGCUAUUGCACCGUGGGAGUCUGAUGGUGGCUAUUCAACACCAUCUUCGCCGUCUUUCCUUGAGGGACAUCUCUCCUACAGCAACCUGAGCAUCCAUUCGGUGGUAAACAGUCGACACAAGUCAUCGUCACUGCAACGCAGUAACACUGUAUCGCUGGUGACACCACUCUGUUCACAGUCAUCACAGCCGGUGUUUGCACGUGCCAAGCCUCUUCGUGCAUCCGUUCAUAGCUUACCAAUACGCAAGCCUCGCAAAUGGAACUUCAAGAAAGGGAAGCGUGUCUCUCGCCAAGAGACUAUUUCCUCACGGACCCACUCCGUUCGCUCCUCAGUCGACUAUGACCGUAAUCCGCAUAGUAUAGAAGUCUAUGGAUUUGACAGCCGUGUCAAGGCACACAGUGUUCAUCAUCAAAAGUCCAUAGUUCCUAAGAUUUGCUGUUUAUGUCGAAGAAGCAUGUUUUAUGGUGUGAAGUGCGGUGAUUGCGGUGCGCGCUAUCAUGAGGCGUGCUACUAUCAGGCCGGUGCAUCCUUUCGUGCUGUUCAUCCUGAGCAGAAUUCUAGACGAGAACCAUGGUUACUUCGACUGUUUCGCCGCACUUCUACUGAGACACAUCUACCUGGUCUGUCUACCAGUAGUGACUCUGGCCUUGGAGUGUCGGGAAAUGAGAAACAUCCCAGUAUCUCAUCUCUAUCUGGUUACCGGUCGGGUGGUUCUAGCGCAUCAACACCAGGAGGAAACUCUCAAGGUCAUGGUCACUUCUUUCCCAAUGCUAGUCACUCCGUUGACAUGCACACUAAUGCUGCUGGUCACCUGAAGGGUAAGCGGCCUGAGGCUAAAGUUGCACACGUCAAUGCUAACGGUUCACUGUCAUUGCCAUGCCAAUGGAAUACAGAAGCAGAUAGCUCUACGCACCAUAGCUCCUGCCUGUGCAGACAUUCCUCCGUCAUAUCCGAUGUGCCGGAAGAGACCUCGACCACGACGAGCCGUGCCCAGUUACCCAAUGCGCUGAGUCUGAUGUCCACAUCGUCCACACUAGCUGGUAGUGCUCCUCAGAGUGAAGUGCACACUCAUGGGUUUGAUUCCACUGCUUCAACAAUAUCAGACACAAGAUCAUCACUACAAUCAACAUUCAAUGACGAGACCACCACUCUCUAUGGUUCUGAGAUGAGCGCCAAUGCAGACUUGGUUAGUUCAUCUGGAUCUGAUACGGGAGGGUCGCGGAGAUUUCGGCAGUGCUUGCGUGGUAGCCUGGUGACAGAAUGGGAGAUUCGCAUGGAGGAGAUCAACAUGUCUGAUCAGCUACCGCAGGGCAAGUUCGGUCGGGUCUUUAGAGGGAACUGGCAUGGUGAGUGCGCCGUACGUCUCUUCCAGAAAGAUGAUGCAUCGCAUGACAAUGUGGUUGCAUUUCGCAAGGAGGUGCAGCUGAUGAAGAAGACGCGGCACGAGAACAUUGCUUUAUUCAUGGCGGCCGUUGUGCGCCCUCCAGACUUGGCCUUGGUGACGGCCUUUAUCAAGGGCAAGUCAUUGCAUCAGCUAAUUCACAUGGAAGGUGAAAGGCUAGCUGCUGAAGCAACUAGACCUAUUGCCAAGCAGAUUACACAGGGUAUGGCGUAUCUGCAUACACGCGGAAUUGUCCAUAGAGACCUGAGAUCUCGUAAUGUGUUCAUUGACGCCACUGGCCACAUUGUCAUUAGCGACUUUGCCAUGUCCUCUAUUCUCUUGGGCUGCUGUGAUCGCAAACAGGUCAAACUGAGACAUGACAAGUACGGAUUGGAGCUUCGGCGAGGCGUUGUUCAGUCACUGGCACCGGAGCUUAUUAAGCAGCUCAACCCCUCUGAUGCACAUCUCUCCGGAUUAACAUUUAAUCAAUCUACGGAUGUGUUCGCUUUUGCGACUGUGAUUUAUGAGUGCAUGCAGGGCUGGCCAGUUGUGAACGAGAAUAUCCACACCUUGAUCUACAUCUUUGGCAAUUGCCUUCAUGUGGACUGUGUUGGAUCCAUUGUUUCUGAGUUCAAGGAUAUGAUACUCCGUGCUUGGUCGCCAAAUGCUGAGGACCGCCUCAAUUUUACCUACUAUGAAGAGUUGAUCGGUCGCUUUCCCCGAAAACUGCACCAAAUGUCACGCGUACCCUCGUACCCCAUGGUGUGUAUGGAGGCAAACUUUUAAGCGCCUUCUCUUCGGUUGUGAUAUCUUGUUCUGGUGUUGUCAUUCUCAUCACUGGCGUUAGCAGCAACAAAAGCAGCAGCAGCAGUAACAACAACAGUAACGACAACAGUAAUAACAACAACAAUAACAACAAUAACAGCAACAACAGAACAUUGACAUACUAAUGUUUGGUAAUCAGCGACACAAUAUUCUGUCCGUUCCUGGCAAUUUUAGCACCGUCUCGAUCCUGAUGUCUGUGUACAUCAGAGGAUGAAGAUGAUAGCGGCGAUGGCGGCGUCACAAGCUGUGUUCAUAUCAUCAUCACUCACUCCCCCCGGCAUGGUUGUUAUCAUCGUUGUGUAUCCUAUCACCGAACCACACUUAAACAAACCCACACGCACGCACACACACACACACACACACACACACACAGGCUAUUCUUGGCGUUCAUCUCUUGCCCUGCACUAUCAUCACCACCCUGCUAUCAUUACGACUGUAUCUUCAUCAGCAUUGUCAUCCCCAUCCCGGCUGGAGCAUACUCUCUUCUAGUCAUCUGUUGAAAUCGUCAGGAAUGACAUGUCACAGAUGCAUAUUGCCAGUGACCUUGUCAUGGUUACUACCCUUUGUUGUUACUCCAUCCUCCUGCUGCACUGCACUCGCUGCUGCUGCAUAUGGCAGUAGUCGACGUCAUCAUCAUCAUCAUCAUCAUGGUUGUCGUCUUGCUCUGCACCGUGUACACAGUACACAGUACAAUGCUACUGUUGCUGGCUAUGGCUACACCCACGACAUAUGCCACUGUCCCCGCUCACUGGUCAAUGUCUCCGUGCCCUACUGCAUUCUCUGGAACAAAUUUGUCCGUUGAGAAAUUCAUUGGCCGUUGAGCAGCCGUCGUCUGUCUUUGCCAGGGAGCUGGAACUUGUCGGUGAUUCGAUCAUUAUCUCUGUCACCUCUGUUGUUGUGAUUGCUGUUGUUUCGGUAGCUCUCGCGUUACCUCUGUCUGUUCCGUACUCGAGCAAUAUGUGGCUGGCUGUCUUGCAGGCGAUGGGCCUUCACCAUCUAAAUAGCUCUUCUUGAUUGUGCAUGCCCGUGCUCCUAUUGAUGCAGUCCGCUUGUCUUCGCAUCCUGUCAUGUCAGUGUUGAGGAACGUAUCCAUCAGUGUGUUUUGGUCGAUGCGCCAUCCCAGCCAACUCUCCUCCGUUUCAGCUUCAGAAUCUAUUUAAAUCAUUUUGUUCAAAUUCCUAGUGUCAGGGAGGUGUUUGUAUUCUUCUUCGAUCAGCAGGCUGUGCCCCUGAUCCGCUUUCUGUCUUUUAGCUCCUGCUCCAUGAGGAAGGACCCCAUUGGUGCAGUUGGUUGUUGUUUUAACUUACAUUUUGGCUGGUCUCAAAAAUCAUCUUGGCUUUACUGGACUUCCCUGGAUGCUGUUGUUUCUGUCAGAUUCUCUUUCCUGGAUUUGGUUACUAGACCAGUAGCGAUAUGCUGCUGUAGCUGCAGCAUUGAUUAUAUGCAUAUCUUACAAUUGAUUAUUCCUUCUUCUCCUUUCUUUUUUUGCUGCGGUCCAUAUUUCCAAAUAGAGAGUGCCAUUUUCAUCGUCUACACGUUUAUAUUUUAUACGCUGCUUUCUGCAACUUGCUGCACUUGAGCUUGAACUUGAACUGGGGAGAGUGUUUUCAUGUACUGUGUAUCUCAACAUUGUGUUUUUUAACUCGCGGCAACAACAAUGACAACAAUAAUAAUAAUAACAACAGCUCGAAGUAGUAAUAGUAUUUAUGUUUUGAGUGAUGGUGGCGCCUCUCCCAGCCUCUCUACAUGCAGUAUGGUGUUGGUUUUCAGCCUUUUGAAUUUCUCCAGAGAAAAGAGUAUAUUUCGUCUUGAAACACGCAUCCCCGUGCUUGAAUUGGCUAUAUUUUAUACGGUUCCCUAGCGUUGAGGUUAUUGUGCCAACAAGUGUCUUUGUUCUCUAUAACAUGGAAUGCUUUUUACUCCAUUGUUUCACCUAGUUAUCUCUGUCUACUUUAGCAACUUUACUGUGUCUAUAUUGCUGCUGACUGCUGACUACUGUCUUACACCACCACCAGGCUGUAGGACACUACUGUCUUACACCACCACCAGGCUGUAGGACACUACUGUCUUACACCACCACCAGGCUGUAGGACACGUGCAGUACAGUAUAGGGUACCUGUCGUCGUCCUCCUCAUUUUUUUUUACACCCAUUGCCGACUUAUUUUCCACAUUUCCACCCCGUCUCUGCUAUUGUGCAGUCAUCUAAUCUCUCUAUACUAAGUAUCUGUUCCACUGUA